AUGAGCGAGCAACAGCAACCUCCUCAGCAGCAGUACAUGCAGCACCAGCCUCAGCAACCAAUGUCGCCCGUCCAGCCUGCCAACGUCUACACGCCGCCCGUCCACAGCCCCGACCCCAUCCAGACGACCCCCCAGGGCCAGUCGCAUCAAGCUCUGCCUCCUAGCUACGACCAGGCAAAGGUCGCCCCCCAGGGCGUGCCCGUCCCAGGACACAAUGGCGUCGCCGCGACCGUGGUGCCGCUCAACAUGCUCGGCGACCAGCCGCAGCCCAUCGACUGCCCGUUCUGCCACCGCCGCACCAUGACCGAGAUUCGCAAGGAGGGAAGCUCCAUGCAAAUCCUCGUCGGCGCUCUCUUCUGUCUCGUCUGCGUCUGCCUGACCUGCGUGCCCUGCCUCGCUCACUGGUUCGAGGAUGCCGAGUACCGCUGCAACCAGUGCAAGAACAUGGUCGCCCGCCGCCGCCACGACGGUCCUAUGGAAGUUCUCGGACCCCAGGCCGCUGUCUACUCGCAGUACGGCCAGCAGCCCCAGAUGAACGCUCAAGGCCAGCAAGCGCAGGGCGCCCCCGUCCAGACCAAGGACGCCUCGGGCCUUGCUCAACCCCAGCAGUACGAGAUGCAGCCGCAACAGCUGCAGUACCAUCAGCAGCAGCAACAGCACCAUUAUCAGCAGCAGCAGCAGCAGUCUGGACAGGUGCAGGAAAUCCAGCCCGUGUACCACCAACCCCAGCAGUACCAGCAGCAGCAGUACGCUCAAGCUGGCACGCCUCAGCCUGACCAGAAGCACUAA
Akanthomyces muscarius is the source of this 789-nucleotide messenger RNA. RefSeq lists its product as uncharacterized. The transcript has 2 exons. The record is from RefSeq and is a predicted model, not a curated record. Bases 1 to 789 code for a protein of 262 amino acids. Lineage: Eukaryota; Fungi; Ascomycota; Sordariomycetes; Hypocreales; Cordycipitaceae. Gene Ontology annotation, molecular function: zinc ion binding.